GAAAAGCUGGCGAGGUGACGCCAUUUUAGAAAUCCUUCAUCGGCUGAAAUCCUCUUCAAGUACGGAAAAGUGCAAUGAAAUAAAAUCUACACGGAGACUAAAAUUAAAAUUACGGCAAUAAAUUCGUGUAACAGAGCAAGCCCUUGAUUCCAAUUUACAGGGCACAUGUGGUAUUUUUUGUUUCAUUGUUCAAAUGCAAUUAGUUCUUUCGGCUAUUAAUCUGAAGUCCAUAAUUGAUUCUGAGAUACAGACCGGGUAUUAAAGACUUUUGCAACGUGCCGCCAACAAUUCCAAUCUACUUUGAGAAUUAUUACGAAAAUUGUUGGAAAAUUGAUCGAACAUUGUAUUAUAUUACCAUCAUUGGUAAAAAAGUAGUGUAACGCUAUCUCCCUAGAAGAUAGUACGUCGAUGAAUAAGCUUUUGCAGCAUGAAUUCUCUGGGAGGAUCUAAAGGGGAGCGCACUGCAAAACCCAAAUUUGCUGCAUUAGAUAUCAACAAGCUUUACAUUACCAGUCGGGGCGAAUCUUUGGAACCAUCAACGCAGAAAAGCACGAUACCUCGUAAACAUGGUAUGCAAAGUUUGGGUAAAGUUCCGUCGGCCCGACGUGCACCGGCAAAUCUUCCUUCAUUAAAAGCUGAAGUAGGCAAUCCUACAGACCAUUCUGGUAGUUGGAGUCUGGAGCAAACCAAUAACAAUAACGGCAUUACUAGUCAAGCUAAUGUCAGAAGCAACAAUAGUUUCUCCUUAACGGAUUGCAAAUCAAUCUCCGAUACAGACUCCCAGAAUAAUCCACAAUAUCUAUCAAAUUCAAGUAUCAUACCUCCUGCGGCUACAUGGAACACGAUCGAGUUUCCGUCGUUAGACGACACCGGAUCAGCUGGUGCAAACGCGAUAAAAGUUACACAACAGCAGCAAGAACAACUCUCAAGUGCUGGUCUACUAAGUUUGCGAUCACAAGGAGAUACAAAAACAUGGGUUCAUCAACACACAAGCGGUACUCGAGUUGGUGCAGCUACUUGUUCCUCAUCAAUGGCUUCUUCAAUGGACAGUGGCUCCAAAGAUGCGAGAGGACACAAUAUCCAAAAUGUUCCAUCGCAAAAUCUAACAGAAUCCCCAAUGCCACCUCAAUUCAGAGCUCUUCUUCCGUCGUUUAUGAGGGGAAACGAUAUUGCGUCUACUGGUAUUCCAAACAACGGUUUAAUGGUUUCAUCUUCAUCCUCACAACUUCCAUCUCAUGUGAUAAUACCCUCGAUUCAACGGAGCAGCAGCAACAGUGUAAUGCCAAGUUUUGCACAAUCACAUGGAAAACUUCCUCAUCAUGUUUCCUUGGAACCAAGAAACAAUACAAAUUCACGUGUAGGGUCAGUUGGAGCAAAUUAUUCUCCCAAAACAUCGAGCACUUCAGUAAGAACUCGCAAUCUUGGCCAUGGAAACGGCGUAGGCGGUUCGACAGGUAGUCAUGAAAAAGGAAAUUCAGGAGAGGCGAUGUUAAACGAUCAUCAUUAUGGAGGACGACGUGCGGGACCACCGUCAUUAUCGCGGCACCGAGGAGGUGGUGUAAAUCUCACAGGAGUAAUAGCGAGUUUAAGCUCGGCGAUUCCUCCUCGUGUUGGCAUUGGGAUUUCAGAUGUAAAUGAUACUAUUGCAAUGAAAGAUGACCAACGCAACGUAAUAUCUUCAGGAAGCUUAAGCGAUCAAGAGUCAAUAGUUGUCCGCCCAAUUAUACGUGAUGAAGAACUGCAACGGCUUGAAGCGAUUUCGAAGGAUGAAGGAUGGUCAAAAGAUUAUGAAUUCGAUUAUAAUCAGAAAUUAGAGUUUUCUGAUGAUGAAAUGGAGCCUAACAUAACAUCUUUAACAGAUUCAGACAACAACAAAUAUGAUUCACAACUGAUUCCUGAAAUUAAAGAAGAAAAGGGCACUAAUCACAACAAAGACAUUGAAAAUGACAUCAAUGGGAAAAAAGGCGAGCAAGGGCUUCAAAGAAAUAUUGGACAACAUUCUCGCCAUAUUACGACUCCCGCCACAACUUCUAGCAUUGUUGGUGGAGUGCUGGAUGUCGCAGAAGCCAAGGAACGAUUAAAACAACGACGCGAAGAAGAUCAAAAACGUGAGCAAGAACGGAAACAGGCUGCAACGAAAAAAUUGCUAGAACUAGAAAGGAAAUUAAGUCGCAAAAAAUCUGAGGAAGUUGCUACUGCAAGUAUUAUAUCCGGAAAUGACAUUUUUCCCUCGAAAGUAACUUCCAAGGCCACACAUACGUCUAUCAAUGCUGCUGAAGAAAACAAACCAUAUUGUACAUCGGACCAUACGACUGAACCAUGGAGUUCAAUUCCGGCUAAACUAACUGCUAAAAGUGGAGAACGAGUUGAAACUAGAGAUCGGUAUGAAUACCUGGGUACUAGAAAUGACAGAGAUCGCGAUGUUGGAAAUGGAACAAACGCAAUGAAUUGGGAUGCACCUGCAUUUUCAAAGUCGUUUCAAUCAAAUUUACCUCCACGAUUCCAACGACGCAAACUUGAAAGGAACACAUCCGUAUCUAAUACCCUUAACAUCCCUGAUGGUCAAAAUAGUUGUCGUAUAGGAGGAAAAGGAGUGGCUGGCCGUGAUGCAGAUGACGCAAAGAGUGAUCCAGUACCAUUUUCGCAGCAAUACGACCCUCGAUUUAUUCACAACCAACAAAAUCACUUUUUAUCUGCUAAAGCGGCUCAUCGUGUAGAAGUGGAAAAUCAACAGGGAAAACUAAAGCGCUGUCAACAGAACGAACGUGAGAAUAAAGAGGUAGAGCGUGAUAUAGAGGAUCGUUCAUGUGAUCGAGACCAGCGUAAAGAAGAUCGUGACAAUUCACUUAAUGCAGCGAAACGGAACAGUAAGCCUACUGUGAACAUAGAAUUUUCAGUAAACAAUGAAAGAGAAUCUUCUAGCCAACUAAAUACUGGGUCUAGUACGCCUCCGCUUGCACCACGUAGGUUAUCGGAGAAAUCACGUGGAGAGCAUAAACAUAGGAUCUCUAGUGAUGAUAAUCAUCACGCACAUAAACAAUUUGAAUAUGCUAGUUCUAAAGUCUCAUUAGCGAAUUCUGGCAGUUUCGUUCAAAAGCCUUCCUGGGAUGAAGAUAUUUGUGCAGAAGAUCAAUUUCAAGCAUCUUCGCCAUCGACUGAAUGUGCAGUAUCAUUGUUAAAACAUGAUGCAACCCUUACUAUGUCUACAUGUGACCGAAUUGAUAGUUCUCUUACUGAUCGGGUGCUAAAUAAUGCAGUUACAAACAAAGCAUCUAUGCAGUUCUUAGAGAAGGACGAAGAAAAACUGCAAAUUUCGAGCGAGUCAAACAAAAAUUUAUUAGAUGAUGAAUUGCACGUAUUUGAGUCUAACAAAGGAUUAUACUAUAAACAAAUGCCCUGUUAUGAUAACGAGGAUAUUUCUAGAGCCAAGCAUGAAAAUCAUGACCAAUCUAGGACAAAGGAAAACUUUGUAGAACCUCUGAUCAUUCCAUCUUCUACUAAUGACAUAAAAAUUUCUGAAUACCAAAAUAAUAAUCGCACAUCCGAUGGAUCAGAUAUUUGUUCAAUGAAGACAUCAGUUUCUAAAAACAACGUAACGUUUGGCAAAGAAGGGGAAGAUUUUAAUAAUUUGCAACAUCAUUCUGGAAUCAAAAAGAAAAUAACGUCUGUUCAGCAACCACCGCGUGAUCGACGACAUGAUUCUCGCAUUGCCGGAGGAACACGAAACAAUCUUACUAGCUUUCACCAGCAUUCGGAAGGUGGAAUAAAUAGAGGAAACACAGUAACAAAUUGGAAUCGUUCCCGAGGUGCUGGAAAGAUUGGCAGUCGUAAUUACAAUCAGGAUUACUGGAGUGAGUCAGAUUUUUCGGAGGAGGGAUUUGAAGAUGAUCAGCACAUGAAAAAGAAUGCAAAUUGUGCUGCUGGACUUAAAUAUCAGCACCAUUACCAGCCGCAACAUCGUCAUGGUAGUUCGAAUUCUGGGUCCGGUUUUAAACCUAUACAAGGGGAUGUUUGUGUCAAAGAAGGUUUCACUCCUCGUGGUGAACCAUCGCGACGCGGUAGAGGUGGAGGAAAUGUUAAUAUUGGGUCGGCGUUAUCUUCAGUUUCAUUCAGGAAAAAAACAGGACAAGGAGGUGCAACGCCUAUUGGAAAAAAGGUAGAUUGCUAUGGACCACCUAGUUCUAAAAGUCCUUUCCGAAGCAGUGAUAGUACUAUCAGUUUAACAAGUAAUCCGGAAAAUCAACCUAAGGGAGGCGUUUCAGUUACUGAAACCAGUAGUACAACUGCAAUUUGGACACGAAAUGUAUCGAAAUCUAGUAACGACGCGACAGAAGAUGCGCAAGAUAAGAAUGAUAAAAUAACAACUACUCCCGAUGAAGAUUGUGACAAGCUAUCCCGUCUGACAGUUCCACAAACUGCAAUGGCUUCGGAGGCUAUUCCUAAACAAACAAUGAUCGACAAACACAGCACAAAUACCCAGGACAUAGUGUUGUCCAAAGAACCCAUUGAAAAAAAUGCUUUAUCGUCUGAACAUCGCAACUCAUUAGAAAACAAAUUGACGUCGUCGGCAGUUUUUACUUCUAAAGGAACAUUGAGUCAAAAAGUAAAACAUCCAGCAAACAGUGUUGAAAACAAUAGUUGUUUUGAACAUGCAGUUUCUCUAAGCAAUCUUUCCUCUACCACUAGUAAUGUGCUAAACAGCCAUUUAUCUCGCAUCGAAAAAACUAGUAAAGAAGGAACAACUGACUGUAGUAGAAUGCGAAGGAACGAAAAUGAUGAAGGAAGAGCAACUCCUGAAUUCAGUUGUGAUUAUGAUGAAAAUGGUUGUAAAACAACAAAAACAGAUCGAAUUGCUGUUCCGGAAGAUGGUCGUUACUCAGAUUUGUGUAAAGAAGGAAAUUCCUUCGCACAAUUAGAAGAUAUAGAAGCGCCGAAACAAACGGUGCCUAACCCAGCAAGCGGGGCACAACCUAAACAACAGUCAUUGGAAGAUUCCAAUAAGAGCGUAUCAAUGAACGUAAAGACUGAUAAUAAUAAUAAGCAUCAUUUAGAUGGAAGUUCACCUCCCGUAAAAACGAUCAUUUUUGAAAAUACGAACUAUAAAUCAGCUGUUGUGUCCUCGCCAACCAACGCAGCCCUUGGAUCUUCUAUGAACAAUGCAUGCCCUGCUACUUCUGUAACUGUUGUGGGCAAUAAUAACACUACCACGAAACGUCCGCAAAAUAACAAAAUGACUAAUAGCGCUGCAGUCGUUGGGAAGGCUGCACUGGAAAAUGCUGCUUUUAAAGUCACAAGUUCAGCAUCUGGAACAGCCAACGAGAAUGUUGUAACAGCGGGAAAAAGUUUGCAAAGUGUUGUCGGUACUAUGCCUCAUCGCUCUGUUUCGUUGACGACAGGUGUAGGAAAUCGGACUCAAUCAGUUCCACACCAGCAACUGCAAUCUUUAAAUACACCUACGAACUCGUACCAAGGAGCAAAAUAUCAAAAAGAUACGGACUUUGAGCAAGAAAUAAAGUCAUUUGCGUUUGAAUCUGACAUAAGUCAGCUAAUUGAUUCAAAUAAGGUAGUAAAACAAUGUACAGCGAUAACACCGUCGACUUCUACUUGCCUGUCAUCGAAUAAUUCAAGUUCAAAUGCAACAACUACAUCAGUACAGAAAAUCGUAUCACCUUCAACAGCGGAUUUGAACAUGAAAAUCGCCAGCGUUAAGAAGGUUUGGGAAAUGCCAAGUAUUUCAAAGCAAAGGGAUGUAGUGGCGGAUGACUCUAUAGUAACGAGUUCUGGAUCAGGCGGGAAUGAAGCAGCAGUACAUACUACGGCGAGUUAUUGUACAGUAAUGCAUCCGGGCCAUUCCACAAAUUAUCAACAUAAUGUUAUUGGCAAUACAGACCAACUCAGUACAUCUCAAGGUCAAUCGCCAUACUCCACAUUUCCUCAAGAUCAGGGUGCGCUAGACCGUCGCCAUUUCGUUAACUCAAACGCAAACAAAGCAACAGAUGCGGUGUCCGAGGGAGGGAUUGUAGUCAUUGCAACAGUUCCAGGUGCCGUAACAGCUGAAACAGACGAGGGCAGCAAAAGUUACGUUGCAAAUCAUCAGCAAUCAUUAGAUACGCAAGCUGCUUCGCAAAAUAUUCAGCAAACACAUCUUACGAUUCAACAAGCUCAGCAGCCACAACAGCAAUCUCACCAACAGCUUCAUAACCAGCAGCUACACCACCAACAGCAGGCACAACAUCAACUGCAACAACCACAACAACAACUUCAUCAGCAAUCACAACUACAACUCCAGCAAGUCCAUCAGCAUCAACAAAACCCGCAACAGCCACAGCAGCAACAUCAUUCACAUCAUCAUCAUCAUCAACAACAGCAUCAGCAGCAGCAGCAGCAGCACCAGCACCAGCACCACCAACAAUUGCAUCUUCAGCAACAGCAGCUACAACAAGAUCAGCAGUUGUUGCAACAAGAACAGCAAAAACAAAAUCAGCAAAGGCAACCGCAGCAGACACAACCACAUCAACAUCAGCAUCAGCCACCGCAGCAGCAUCAACAUUUACCACAGCAUCAACAUUCUGUUAGUACACAGCAGCAUCCGACAGUCUCCGCUGGAAUGGCUUCUUUAAACAAGCACUCUGUAGAUGUGUUAGCUGCUGCAGCUGCAGCAAGUAGUGCAAAUGUUUGCAAGGUAAAACCUACGCAACAAGGUAUGCAUCAAACUGGGAAUCUUGAUCUAUCACCACCACCAUCAAUGCAAAGUGGAACUAUUCCAUCUGCACCGCAACCUUACUAUCCCGCACAGUAUGGAGUAUCAGCUGUACCGUCUCCGCCAGCAGUGCUUUACAACUCAGCCGCAGCUAUGACAUCACAAGGUGGAUUAUACAAUGCAUUCCAGCUCGAAGCAAACGGAAGAUCACAGUUUUCACAGUUCCCGGGACACUAUGGCACAUCAGGGGCAUCAGGGCCAUAUAAUGCUUACAUGGCUACACCAACUAAUAUUCCAACAGCAAAUCCUACUCCAGAGAUAUACCAAAGCAUUACAUCACAGUUUCGUUUGGGAUCCGUUCAAUCACCAUAUGGAAAUCAACCCGCGCAGCUCAAUAAUCCCAGUACAAUGCUUAUAUCAUCGAAUAACAAUUCUUUGAUGUCUUCUUCGGUCAAAUCAACCUCUCAGCAAAUAGGAACCAUUGGAUCAAAAAGUGGGGGAGCAGUCGGGCAGCCUCCUUAUGGAGGGCAGUAUAUGGGAAUGUUUCCGCCGGCCCCCCUGCAAAAUUCUGCUGCGAAUUUUUAUUCUAGCUCCGCGAGUGGGCAGAAUGCAUUUUUCGGUGCAAGCGCGGGUUCAACGCAAGCCUAUGGCAUACCAACUGCAGUUGCUACAGCCAAUAUGUAUAGUGGGCAUGGAGGUCAAAAUCCUUCGAAUGGACCUCCUCCCCCCCAGCAGCAGCAAAUGCCCAACUAUGGCUCACAGUUUCUUAGCUCACCUUUGCUUGGGAAUAAUCCUGUAAUUGGACAGCAGCAAUACCGUGGUGGCCCGUCAAACAGUUCACAAAAUGCAUCAAAUGCUAACGCUGUUUUCAUGAAAUCGAAUCAACCGCAGCAACCAUCGCAUAUUCAACAACAACAGCAACAACAGCAGGAUACAUGGGAUCUCCAGAAUCAACUAAUGCAGCAACAUGCUCAAACCCAUCAGCAACCAGGUCCUCCUACACAGCAACAAUCUACACCACAGACUUUACCGCAAACGCAAAGCGCCCAACUACCUAAUUCAAGCCGUAAUGUGCUGUCUAACCAAGUUGGAAAUCAAGUUAUUGUUACUUGCGGUGGUCCUGGCUCGGGAGGAUGUGGCUCAGGAAAUACUGCAUCUGCUAUUAUUGGAGCUGUUGGAAACUGCAUUACUUCCGUACGUCCAUCAUCUGCACAAGGGCAACGUUAUCCAUCACCAAUUCAACGUCCCUCCAACUACUCCCAAGGAUCAGUUCAAGGCGUGCAACAACACCAUGUACAACGGUCGAAUAGACAAGUAACGGGUCAUCAGCAGCCAAGUGGUACACAAUCAACGAUGGUACCUACCGUCGGACAAGGAAUUAGCAAUACAAGUAAACAUUACUACAGCGGUAACCGCAGUUAAACAGUCUUUCAGGUAGACGCACAUUCAAUGAUAUCGAUGAUCAGUGACAACGCUCACAAAUUAUUGCCUACGUUUCAAGGAUAUCUGUUACAUGCAUUUAAUGGAAUAAAUAAUAAAAAUUGGUGAUGAAUCUAAUUUCUCAUUCAUUUCGCCAGUUUAUAUUAAUAUAUAAGUACGAGUCAUAAUUAUAGCAUAGAUAAUUAUGACAUCAAUUUUAAAGUUUUAUUGCAAAUAACGUCCAAAUUCUAUAGAUUAAAAAAGUUAUUGGCAAUCAUUGACACAGUUUUUUUUAAGACUGCUUCGCAUAGUAAUGCACUACAACCAUAUUUUAUUUUUCAUGGAAGUCAAUAGUUCUAAUACGAUUUUCAUUCUUGUUAUUUCAGAUAGAACUACAUUAUUGGUCCUAUAAUCAAGCUACUACUCCAAAAAGUAAAUGAAUCUCAAGAACGUAAAUUAUUGCAAGAGGAAAGGGAGGAAGGCGUAGGAACAAACAAAAUUUUGUUUUUGAGGUACAUAAAUUCCCUCCGCCCUUCCUCAAUUAUGAAACUAACUUUUGAACCGAAUCCUAUGAAAUAUCGCAACAUUGGCGAAGAGUAGGAAUCCAUCAGUGAAUUUGCCUUACUUCAUACAGAUAAUUUGGCAGUUUCUGUUUGCAAAUCAUUCAUGUAACAAAAUCAUUUAAUUCAUCCUUUCGGAAAUAAAUUAGCGAUUAUUCUUCUAAUCAACUGGGGCUAUCCGCUGUUCGUAAAUUCUGAUAUUUGUUUUUUUUGUUUAUUAUCAAAAUAAUCCGAGCCGAGCAGGCUUAAUAGGAUAACAUAUUUAACUGAUAUAUUUAAAUGGAAAAUUAACAUUAAUAAUAAUUCAAGUAAUGAAUAAUGCACAUUUAUUCAACCAUAGAAGUGGGGGCAUAAUCUUCAUCAAUUAUUAUAAAUAAAUGAAAUCUAGCCUAGGGUUUAGUAAAUAUAUUGAAAACAAAUUUA
Messenger RNA from Anopheles aquasalis, 9102 nucleotides. RefSeq names its product no circadian temperature entrainment (gene nocte). Gene Ontology annotation, biological process: cell differentiation. The record is from RefSeq and is a predicted model, not a curated record. Lineage: Eukaryota; Metazoa; Arthropoda; Insecta; Diptera; Culicidae.